GACUUUAGAUCUGGACUCCAGUUUUCUUCACUUGCUGUUCCUCUGCAGGCUGAUUUAGCUGAACUCAAGAAGAUUUUUGAAGCUCUCAACACAAGAUUAGGUGAAUACUGGGCCAACCAUCGCAGGACUAUGAACUCUCCUCACUGGACUCCUCACUGGACUCCUCACUGGUCUCCUCAGUGGACUCCUGGGGGACUGGAGCCCUCCAUGAACUCAUAUCUGAAUCCAAACCUCCACCAAGAUGUGGGAAUAAACACACAGGAGCUGGCUGUGACCGUUCCUAAGCCUGUGCACGUAAAGAAGGGGAUGUUUUCUGAGCUGCACAGUAAAGUUUCAGAAGCUGGCAUCCCCGUCACUGCAACACAUUUUGACCUGCAGCGGGAAAUGCUCUGGAUGGGAAACUACACGGGUCAUGUACAAUCCUUCCUUGGACCUACAAUGGCACACUACUCUUCUUUCCAAGUGCACGCAACUGAUGCCAUCAGACACAUGCAGAGUUUGGACACAGGCGUGCUCUUCCUUUCUAAAUGCAACCUCGGAUGUUACACUCGUGGAGGCCUGGUCAUGUUUGAUUAUCGGAUGGAAGAAGGAGCUGAUAUGCGCAGUCUCCUCAUGACUGAUAACAUGCUGCUCAUGGGGGGAUUACAAAACUAUGUGGUUGAAGUUGACUUGAAUACACUUCAAGAAACUCAAAAGUUCACAGUGGAGACACCUGGAGUGACAAUAAUGUGUCAAACCAAUCGUUUCUUCUUCUUCGGGCACCCUUCUGGCAAAGUGACCCUUCGAGACUUGCGUACCUUUAGGACACAAAAGUUUGAUGCAUUUCCUGGCGGCCUGUCAGACUUUGAUGUUCACGGAAACCUCUUGGCUGUGAGUGGGUUCUCCAGCCGAGGGCUGAAUGAACGUUUCCUCAUGGUGUAUGACCUCCGCAUGAUGCGAGCUGCAACCCCCCUUUGGGUGCAUGUGGAUCCCUUCUUCGUGCGCUUCAUUCCUACCUACACGUCACGGCUCGCAAUCAUCUCACAGACAGGUGAGUGUCAAUUCUGUGAGCCCACUGGCCUCGCCAACAUGGCGGAUAUUUUCCACGUCAACACAAAUGGCCAGUUUCUCACAAGUUUUGAGGUCUCAUCCAGCAAACAAGCCUUAGCCUUUGGAGAUUCGGGGGGAUGUGUGCGUCUCUGGUCCGAUACUCGGGACGUUAUGUUUAACGUCUAUUCCAGAGAGCCCUGCGUUGUGGACGCACUGCCUCAGCUGACCUGGAAUCAUAACCUGCAGCACUGCUCUCCCAUCCCCACUGUCCAGGCUACACCCAGCUCAAGAUGGGCUCCUGGGAUGGAGCCAGAAAUCCCACAAACUAUUGAAACUGUUGGCUUCAACAGUUAUGUGGAAAAUCCUUACGCCUGCCCCUGUAACCAGGUCCCUGCCAACGAAGAAGGGACACCUGGUCAUGGUUAUUACAACCACGUCCCUGAAUCUCCAACAGAGAGUGAUGAAGAGCCGCUCCUUCACACUGUUCCAGAAAAGUACAGAAAGGUGACAAUUAAAUACUCUAAAUGUGGACGGGAAGAUUUUGACUUCAAACAUUACAACAGGACGUUGUUUGCUGGCCUGGAGCCGCAGAUUCCCAACGCCUACUGUAACUGCAUGAUCCAGGUGUUAUACUUCCUGGAGCCAGUUCGCUGCCUUGUUCAGAAUCAUUCGUGCCACAAGGAGUUUUGUUUGGCUUGUGAACUCGGCUUCCUCUUCCACAUGUUGGAUUUGUCACAAGGAGAUCCAUGUCAGGCCAGCAACUUCCUCAGAGCACUUCGAAACAUCCCUGAAGCCAAAGAGAUGGGCCUGAUCCUCUCAAACUGUGAGGAGACAACGGGAACAGUCGAGCUAGGUCGCUUAAUCCAGAGAUGGAAUCACUUCAUCCUCUACCAGCUCUUCCAGGAGACACAGGAGCAGGAGGAUCCACGGGCCUACAGGACACCCAGGAGCAGUUCUCUGGGCUCCUCUGGCGACUCUGUCAUUAGAGAGCUGUUUUGUUCUGAAGUUGAGAACCGCAGCCUGUGUCUCUGUGGCAUAGAAACAGUCCACUCCUCCCUCAUGUCGCUGUUCAACAUGCAUUACCCCGACUCUCAAGGAAAAAGAAUGAAGGAGCAUGACUUUGCUGAGAUCCUGAAGAAAAGCAUCUGCCUGCAGCAGAGAUCUCACACAUGGUGUGAAAACUGUGACAAGUAUCACCUCACAGUGCAGACACGUAACAUUCGACGUCUCCCAGAUGUUUUGGUGAUAAACUGUGAGGUGAACAGCAGCAAAGAGGCCGAAUUCUGGAAGGUUCAGGCCGAGGUAAGCGACUGAUUCACUGUGUUUAAAUACAGUUAAAAGAAACAAUGAAACUCAUGAUUUAGCUGUUCAUUAUUUACAUGAUUGUCCAUGUUUCUGUUUUUAUAGUAUGCCUUCAACAAAUCCAUGCAGAAGACAGAUCAGGAUCAGCGUCACGUGUGGAUCCCCGCCACUCUCAAGAUGUCCCUCAGCAAAAGUCAGAGACUGGAGAUCAGCAGCUGGCCUGAGGGCGAGGAGUUAAGUGCUGCUGAAGAGGCGGAGGGAGCUUCUCUGUAUGACUUGGUGGUCACGGUGCCACACAUCCUGGACUCUGGCACGGGUGGUAAUCUGGUCGCACACAUCAAAGUGGGUGAGACCUACCAUCAAAGAAAAGAGGGAGUCUCUCGCCAGCAGUGGUACCUCUUCAAUGACUUCCUCAUUGAGCCGAUUGAGAAGAGUGAGGCUGCACAGUUUGAUGUGAGCUGGAAAGUGCCAGCCAUCCUGUGUUACGCCAAGAGAAACUACCACACCAAAUACGACCUCCGCAGUGAGUGUCAGCACAAUCAGUCUGAAGUUAAAUCUGACUUAUAUCGGACUCAGAAGCAGAGGAAGACAGACGCCACUUUCAUCCCACUGACAGUCAGUGAGAUGCCGCGGGCUGGUGACCUGGUGGGGCUGGACGCUGAGUUUGUAAAGCUCAGUGAGGAGGAAGCAGUGCUGCACAGCGACGGCACCAAAUCGACCAUUACGCCCAGUCAGAUGUCUGUGGCCAGGAUCACCUGUGUGAGGGGUCAGGGACCCAACGAGGGGGUCCCCUUCAUCGAUGACUACAUCUCCACUCAGGAGCAGGUGGUCGACUAUUUGACAAAAUACUCUGGAAUCGAACCUGGAGACCUGGAUGCCACAGUAUCCUCUAAGCACAUGACCACGCUGAAGUCGACCUACCUGAAGCUACGCUUCCUCAUCGACUCAGGAGUUUGCUUCGUCGGCCACGGCCUGCAGAAUGACUUUCGUGUCAUUAAUUUAGUGGUUCCCAAAGAUCAAGUUAUCGACACUGUCCACCUCUUCCGAUUGCCCUACAAGAGGAUGAUUUCUCUGAAAUUCCUUGCUUGGUAUUUUCUUGGCCUCAACAUCCAGGGAGAAACCCACGACAGCACGGAGGACUCAUGCACGGCCCUGAAGCUUUACAGGAAGUACCUGGAGCUGUAUCAGGAAGGAGGGAAUCAUUACGUGACGAAGGUGCUCUACGAAGUCUACGACAAAGGCUUCCAGCUGAACUGGAAAGUCCCGGAUUUGGAUGCGAGAUAGUCCGUCUGAGUGGACUGAAUGCACUCUCCUUCCAUCCACAGGUGCUGCUGUGCUUCCCUCUGUGAUGGGACUGUGAGCAACACCAUGACCUGAAGAUGCUCGGGCUGCUUAUUCUGUAUCAUAUUUUAUAGUUAUUUGCUUUGAGUCAGUGACUCAGUUGUUUUUAUCAUAUCUAAAUGUAAGCUUUUUAUAUCAGAGAGGUUUACAGGGGGGAAAGUGAUCAUUCAAAAUGUGAAUUUGAAGCAUUUUUUUUUUUUAAAGAAAAAGACAAAAUUGUUGCAUGUAAAUGAAGUCAUCCUGAGCACUGUAAAAUGUUUGUUGUUUGAUACCAGGAAGUGGAGAAUGUGCAUGAAUCCAUGAAAAUCUUGAUUAAAACAGAUUGAAACCACAAUGAAAUUUUUUUCACCAGCUUCUGUGAAAUCUGUUGAACUGUUCAUGUUCCAGCUAACUUUUUGUAGCUUUCUUAGAAUUCAGAUCGAUUUUGAAUUUUUCAAAAGCUGUUAUUUCUCUUCUGUAAAUGACACAUUUAACAUGUUUGAAAAACAUGUCCUCAACAUUUC
This is a messenger RNA of Oreochromis niloticus (Nile tilapia), 4175 nucleotides long. RefSeq names its product PAN2-PAN3 deadenylation complex catalytic subunit PAN2. Gene Ontology annotation, molecular function: protein binding; poly(A)-specific ribonuclease activity; nucleic acid binding. Gene Ontology annotation, cellular component: PAN complex; P-body. NCBI's taxonomy places the organism in Eukaryota, Metazoa, Chordata, Actinopteri, Cichliformes, Cichlidae. The transcript is spliced from 21 exons. Gene Ontology annotation, biological process: mRNA processing; nuclear-transcribed mRNA poly(A) tail shortening. The record is from RefSeq and is a predicted model, not a curated record.